UGAAACUAUCCCUUAAUUUUACCCGUGAAAUCGUAAACUUCUCAAGCUGCUCUUGUAAAAGAACUACACAUGUCUGCACUGGACAUCAAGGUUAGCUACUCUUCCGGCUUCGAUAACUUCAAAGACAUUAAUUAUGAGGCAUCACUCAAGCCACGCCCCUAAAAAUGAACAUCAGGAAGUAGCGGGUGAUGUGCAGCCAAUCAGCAGCUUUGUUGCCUGCAGUGCGCUCGGAUGGGAUCGACGUAAGUAAGGAAAGACUUUCUACCGACUCACAGUGAGCUGCCAUCUACCUGUACUAAAAAUCCACCUUCAAAGCAGAGGUAGAUCAUGGAGGGGAACCGCGUGGACUUUUACAUCGGCCUGUCUCUGGCUGUCAGCUCCAGCGCUUUUAUCGGAGGCAGUUUCAUCCUGAAAAAGAAAGGUCUGCUGCGAUUGGCAAGCAAGGGCUCGAUGCGAGCAGGUCAGGGGGGGCAUGCCUAUCUGAAAGAAUGGUUGUGGUGGGCGGGGCUUAUUUCAAUGGGAGUUGGAGAAGCGGCCAACUUUGCAGCGUACGCGUUUGCACCGGCCACACUGGUGACCCCGCUCGGAGCGCUGAGUGUGCUUGUUAGUGCAGUGCUGUCUACGUACUUCCUAAAUGAGCGGCUGAACAUUCACGGGAAGGUCGGCUGUUUGCUGUGCAUCCUGGGCUCCACGGUCAUGGUCAUCCACGCUCCACAGGAGGAAGAGGUUGCUUCACUCACCGCCAUGGCUGAGAAGCUCAAAGACCCGGGUUUCAUUGUGUUUGCCGUUUGUGUUGUGGGAAGCAGCCUGGUGCUCAUCUUCGCCGUGGCGCCGCGGUUCGGGCAGAAGAACGUGCUGGUCUACAUCCUGAUCUGCUCUGUGAUCGGCUCGCUCUCCGUGUCCUGCGUGAAGGGGCUGGGCAUUGGCAUAAAGGAGCUGUUUGCCGGGACGGCGGUGCUGAAGGAACCACUCUUCUGGUCUCUGGUCAUCUGUCUGGUCAUCUGCAUAAGUGUUCAGAUUAAUUAUCUGAACAGAGCCCUCGACAUAUUCAACACCUCCAUCGUCACCCCCAUCUACUACGUCUUCUUCACCACGUCCGUCAUGGCCUGCUCGGCCAUCCUCUUCAAGGAGUGGCUGCGUAUGACUGUAGACGGAGUCGUUGGAACCAUCAGUGGGUUUCUCACCAUCAUUUUAGGAAUUUUCCUGCUCCACGCCUUCAAAGACAUCCCAUUCCAUUGGAACUCCCUCCCUCUUUAUCUGCGGAAGGAUCCUCAAGACAUUUCAUUGCAUCAGCAGCCAUAUGUGACGCUUCCUAGCCAUGAUCUGGAAACAGAGGGUGAAGCAGGGCUGUCCAAGUCUGGACACCUGAACGGUGGGUGGAGACAGCAUCAGAGUACAGCCUGAAAGGACACAGUUCUCAGGCUCUCAUCGUCCCCACAAAAAAAAAAAGUAGCUUUAAUGAACAUAAAAAAAUUAGCGACUAAUUUAUUAAAAUAAAAAUUCUGUGUAAGCUGGAAUUUUAUGACACAAAGUCUUCCGUUUAUAGGAAUAGAGAUGUAAAAAAAAAAAUUCACAAGAUUGCACCACUUUUACAUUUUGCACCGAGCAUCUUCCGACAGCAGGUAGCAGACGCGCUAGUAAACGCGCUAGUAAACGGUAGCAAAAGAAGAAGAAGCCCCUCCUUGCUCGUCUAGUGUGAAAACCAUGGGCUAAACUCGCAUUCAAUAAUGUCCAAAGCUUCAUCCCUCACCUACGUUACAUUUUAUUUUUGUUAAAU
Molecule: messenger RNA, 1777 nt
Organism: Oryzias melastigma (Indian medaka)
Lineage: Eukaryota; Metazoa; Chordata; Actinopteri; Beloniformes; Adrianichthyidae
Exons: 7
Coding region: 328-1404 (358 amino acids)
Biological process (GO): magnesium ion transport
Cellular component (GO): membrane
Molecular function (GO): magnesium ion transmembrane transporter activity
Source: RefSeq, a predicted model, not a curated record